Cantharellus anzutake is the source of this 3720-nucleotide messenger RNA. RefSeq lists its product as uncharacterized. NCBI's taxonomy places the organism in Eukaryota, Fungi, Basidiomycota, Agaricomycetes, Cantharellales, Hydnaceae. The coding region runs from base 1 to 3720 and encodes 1239 amino acids. The record is from RefSeq and is a predicted model, not a curated record. The transcript has 4 exons.
AUGCCGACACAAACGACCCUUCCCCGAAUUGUUUCACGGACCAAGAACGCCAGAAAUCCUUAUUCUUCUCCCGUUAACUUGUCAGGAAACAGCUCGAUCUCUUCCUCCUCCACCCUCGUCGAUCCCCCAUUGACAAAGAAAGUGCCUAAGGAGUUGCCGGGCAUGAAAGAACCUCCUUUAAAGCGGCCGAGAGCUUCGUCAUCCGUGCCGUCUACUGGACUCAAGAAGCCCAAACCUCCAUCCAGGCACUCAACACAGUCCCAAACCGUCAUGCAGGCAAGGCCACCGAAGGACUUUUUAGCUAAAAGAAUCAGAGCCGAGUCGUCAGAUUCAGUACUUGAUAACGCAUCCUUCAACACCCCAAAUCCAAGGGCACGAAAGCAUGCCCGCCGCGCGUCACCUUUCACCCCAUCAAAAUCCACGGAAGUUCCCUUCAUGACAUUAGGAAAUCGUCAAUUAUCUACGCCUAGACGAAUGUCGCCUCCAGUGAUCGACCUUACGGUCUCGUCUUCUCCUGAAAGCCCAUCGGAAGAUCCAAUGCUACUGGUUGGUCGCACCACUCGGAAUGGAAAGGGGCAUGAUGUCGGGGAAUCGUUCGGUGUUAGUGUUGGCGAACGCCAUCGUCCACGGAACCCCUUCACCCCCCUAUCGAAGGAACUGAAAAGGGAGUCUCCGUCACCUUCUCUAGUCUCUUCUCGGCUAUCGAAUGCCCCACCUCCAAAGGAUUCAUCCGGAAACCACUCUGACGCAGGAAGCAAUGAACAGAAUGAUGCUGACGUUGGCUAUCUAGAUGAGAACUAUGGUUUCAUCGGCGAUGUUUUCGAGGUACCCACACAUCGAGGCUCUCCUAGUCCUGAAACACUGUAUGAGCGCAGUUUCACGAAGCUCGGCCAGCGCAAGCCCACCCCACGCCGCCUUGUUCUAGAAGGCGAGGGAGAUUUAUCUGCUAUGGCCAAAACUAUCUAUUACGAGCAUGAUGACGAUCAAGUCGAGGCGCCUUCUCCUUCACCAACCUCCAGACGACGAAACCGUGCUCGUUCCUCCCCUGACGCCGUGACUCGAGGCUCACCCCGCUCAUACCCUCGUAUUUUGGAUGGUUUGAAUGAGGAUGUACAAAAUCAGGACAGCAAUGAUAUCGAGCAGCGGCCCGUCGACGAGGCGGAAUCAGAUAAGUCCGGGUAUGUCCAUGAUCCCAUAGGUUUUGAAGUCCUCGAAGAAGAAACACCGGACAACAGUGAAGAAAGUGCUCAUGAUCGGAAGGAGAGACCUGAUCAGGAGAAAUCACCUCUGAUCCCUCCACCUCCCUCUUCCACGCCCCCCUUGCUGGGGGAUCGGUCGCGGGUUCAGGCUCCUACCAAGGAAGAAGACGAGGAUGACCCUUGGGGAAAAUCCCUCGACGAGAGGCAGCCAGAACUGGAAGCAACAAUCACGGCACGCUUUGAUCCUUCGGAAGAAUCCCCAGUUAGCCAAGUACGCUUCAGCCGCGGUCUUGAAAAUAGGUUUCGCGGUAACCAGAUACCAUUUUCGUCCUCACCGAUACAAUCAGUCUCAACUCAGAUGGAUUCUCCUAGUUUUGAUCGCAUUCAAGUUGAACAAACAGUAACAUACGAUUCUAUGGAAGACGAUAGCACCCUCGAUUCCCUCAUUCUUCAAAGUCAACAUUUUGGCGAGAAAAUAUCUGAGUCACACCAGACACCGAGCCCCCCAAAGGAGAAUGUCAUAUCUCAACAGCCUAAACAAAUAGUCCAAACUCCUUCAUCUCCACGGCUUCGUGCGGCUCAGGUCCGAAGCGAAACUCCCCGUGUCGAUCGUAUACCGGCCGGUUCACCGUCUCCAUCUCUCCCGCUGGUUCCUAUUACAUACCCAGAAUUCGAUGAGGCUAGACCUCGUGUCGUGGAUAACUCGACUGGUGCCUUCAAGAUCCCAAGCAUACGAAUAGGAGAUCAUGAUGUGGAGCUGGAAGAUGGAACUGAGGGAGAGGGAGAGGAGCAAGAUGACACCCCCAUUGUCGAGGUGUCCAGUCUGGAUCCUAAAGCAGCGGCGCGGGCGGCUAUGAUUCUAAAGAUGCACCAUGAUUACGUCCUGGAAGAUCAACAAGGUCUAACAAAAGGCCACCUUGGGAGAGCUCGAAGUCGUCAACGCACCUCUCCACGUUAUUCUCCGUAUGGGACCUCACGGUCUAGAUCAAGAUCACGGCCCCGUUCACAGGAUCCUAAUUCAUCCAUGGUAUCUCUACCUGAACUCCUUCAAGAGGCCGAGGAAGAGGUACUGAGUCUAAGCAUGACCAUGAGUCCCAAGAAGUCUAAACCGACUUUGCCGCGCACUUAUUAUCCUGGUUCGAAACAAUCACGAGGAUCCAAAUCCUCGUCCGUUCCACCCCGACUUCUCGGCCCGCCAAAAGGUUGGUGCAAAGAUGACUGGAAGAACAUGGAACGUGCAUUUGUUAAAGAACGCAAGAUCAUAGCUGGGCGCAACGGGUUUGAGUCGAGCAGCCAAGUAGCUCCCAUGGAUGUUGACCUCGGUGAUGUCGUCGAUCGAUUUGUCUCGAGCAAUGAGUUUUCUGCACGAAUUCGUGUUGGACCGGAUUUUGAACGGGAGACUUUACUGCUUCGCGCCGCUGCUCUCCAGAGACGUCUUAUGAAACCUAUUACCAAUAACCGAUAUGAGACGCCAAUAACCCUUUCAAGCCUCAAGGUCCCUGAGACGCCGUCAACGUUCGGAGAUGACUUUGACUAUGAUCGUUCAUCACCACAAAGCUCACUAAAGCGCUCCACCUCAGUUCAAUCUUUGCCACCUUCUCUUCAAGCGCCGCAUUAUGCACAUUUGCACAAUGAGGCUGGCACGUCUCGUAAUACCACAAGAGGUGGUCAUCCUCUACCGUCGUUGCCCCCAUCGCGAAAUGUCUCAAAGAGCACACCAAUUGUAGCUCCCGCUAUCGCGGAGGAGCGGGAGCCAGCUUCGCCUUCCAUUACGUCGCGCCUUCUUAACUAUGUGGGAUUUAAGCAAAGUUCUGCCACACCCCACCCUUCAAACCCAGGGACUCAAUUAUCAUCGGAUGGCUUCAAAGUGCCCAGGGAGCCGGUGUUCCUGCCCACCCCUGCGAGUCUUAGCACUGGUCCCCAAAUGGUGCAGGUGCAAUACAAUGGACCCAUCACGCUACCGGAACCCCUCAGGAGAGCGUCAAAUGCCCCGAUGAGGGAUCCUUCUGUCCGACUUUCCAAAGAAUAUGAGGAGUAUCCCGAAUUGCGACAUAUUGAUCCUUCACCUCCAAGUACGACAUCGCCUCCUGGUAUCCGUCUCCGCAGCGUUGGCUCUAGUGGAUCCGUCAAAGACCUUGUGAAAGGAUUUGAGGAUCUAACGCAGAAGUUUGAAGACCAAGUGAGGAGCACCCCCAGGCUGCCCCGAGGAGCGUCCUUACCGAUUCUAGUCGGCCGACCCCGAGCAACGAGUACCUCGCAAUUUUCCGUCAAGUCGUCCUCGUCUACCGAGUGGACUGGGAGUUUUGAUAUGAAUAAUUCAUUUGAUCAACCUGGUAACUCGAGUAUUGAAGAUACAUUCGACCAAUCGCGAGAGAGGCGAGAUGAGCCGCUAAAUCUCCCCGCCUCAUCGAAGAGAGCAACCGAUGAAGACGCUUUACCAAUUCCUAAGCAGAAGCGCGUACCCGAAACCGCACCACCCAAGAAGCGACUAUCAUUCCUUUCAUCUUGGAUUUCAUCUUGA